This is a messenger RNA of Ascochyta rabiei, 1128 nucleotides long. RefSeq lists its product as uncharacterized. Gene Ontology annotation, cellular component: cytosol. Gene Ontology annotation, molecular function: hydroxypyruvate reductase [NAD(P)H] activity; glyoxylate reductase (NADPH) activity; NAD binding. The coding region runs from base 1 to 1128 and encodes 375 amino acids. Lineage: Eukaryota; Fungi; Ascomycota; Dothideomycetes; Pleosporales; Didymellaceae. The transcript has 2 exons. The record is from RefSeq and is a predicted model, not a curated record.
AUGGCUGGCACGGCGUCCACACAUGGAGAUGUCACGCAAGACCUGACGCCAAACAUCACGACACCGUCUGUGUCGGCGACGUCGACGACGUCGGAAUCGAAGCCUACCUUGCUGCAUCUCGGUGAUGACAUUCGCUGGAAUCACGACCUGUACCGCGAACUGGCGCGGAAAUUCAACAUUGUCAGAACCUACUCCACUGGACGCGAUGACUUCAAGCGCGCAUUGCAAGAGAGGAAAUGGGGCGACUUCGUGGGCAUGUACCGUCCGUUCUGGAACACGGGCGGCGAAAUGGGAAACUGGGAUGCCGAGCUAAUCGCCCUGCUGCCCGCCUCGUGCAAGCUCUUCGCCUCGGCCGGCGCCGGCUUCGACUGGGUCGACACCCGAGCGCUCGCCGAGCGCGGCGUCGUGUACUGCAACAGCGCAUCCGCGUGCACCGAGUCGGUCGCCGACGCGGCCGUCUUCCUCAUCUUGUCCGUGUAUCGCAGCUUCGCGUGGAGCUUUUUGGCGGCCCGCUCUUGCGACCCGGCGCGCUUCCAUGACGCGAAUAGCAACAUCGCGGCUGUGACGCAUAAUCCGAAUGGCUCGACGCUGGGGAUCGUGGGUCUCGGCAGGAUUGGGUACAGGAUUGCGCAGAAAGCGAAGGCGUUUGAGAUGAAGGUGCUGUAUCACGACGUGGUGAGGAUGGAGGAGAGGGAGAGGGAAGUUGGUGCCGAGUUCUGCGCGACGCUCGAGGAGAUGUUGGGGAGGAGCGAUUGUGUACUUCUGGCCACACCGUUCAGUGGGGAUGUCUUGCUGGGCGGGAAAGAGUUUGGACAGUUCAAGAGAGGUGCGCGGUUGGUAAAUAUUGCAAGGGGGAAGUUGGUGGAUGAGGAUGCCUUGGUGAGAGCGCUAGAUGAUGAGGUUGUGAGUGCGGCGGGUCUGGAUGUGCAUGCCGAUGAGCCGCAUGUGCACAAAGAGCUUGCAUCGAGACGAAACGUGAUGAUGCUGAGCCACACGGCCGGUGCCAGUGUUGAGAGUCAUGUUGGAUUUGAAAGGCUGGGGAUGGUGAACUUGUUAGGGUGGUUGGAGAAGGGGGAGUCUGGGUUGGUGAGCCCAGUGAAUUUGCAGUGGUUGAAGAGGGACGUGUGA